Molecule: messenger RNA, 881 nt
Organism: Prunus avium (sweet cherry)
Lineage: Eukaryota; Viridiplantae; Streptophyta; Magnoliopsida; Rosales; Rosaceae
Source: RefSeq, a predicted model, not a curated record
ACCCUAAAGCCAAACAAAACCACCAAACCACCCGUCCUUUUUUUCUCUAACAAGUCACAAACGUAUAGCCAAACCCCAAGCUCUGCACAACACAGCCAGCCAUGGACCACGUCUCAUCCUUGGAGUGCCUGAAAUUGGAUUCCCAGUCGGAGGUGCUUGAUAAAGACGUCGGCGUAAAGGACCUUUUAUCGCCAGAUACAGUCCCCCUAAACUGCGAUACGCCAGUAAUCGAUACCAUGGCUGAAGAACGAAAGGUUGCAAAACAAUGCUUUGAAGAACUUUCAACUUAUUUUAAACUGCAUUGGACCCCUCCUCCGAAUCCUUUUUUUGGUAUCAAGGCUGAUGCACCAAAGGAUAAGAGUUCUAUUGGUGAAUGUUUGUAUUGUUUAAAGGUGGGUGAUCACAUUUCAGACUCUUGCCCUUAUAAAUCUGAUGUCCCAAUGAACGCCAUUGUUAGCAGUGCUUGUGUGAUCUUUUGCAAGGUUUGCGGCUGCCGCUUUAGAGGCUCAUGUUGUGCCAAAUGUGGCCCAAGCCAAGGACGUGCAGAACUCAAGCGUUGUUCAAUAUGUCGGAAGGAAGGUGAACACAUGACUUAUGAUUGCCCGAGCCGUGAGAAGAAAUAUUAUCCUUCCAUUGUUUUUAAUGGCGACCCUUAUACCGGUGCUUUUUCUUUCGAGUAUGCUCCAUUGAAAGGGGUAGAGAAUGGAGAGUUUUGAAAAUACUUUUAUAGGAAGAAUAUAAUUUUUGGGAAGUAAUUGAAGUUGGUCACAUGCCCUUACCAAGUCAUGAAAUUAAGUUGUAACGGAUUUUAUUUGGAUUGUUUGUAGACAGAUCCAAAUUCCAAUGGUUAAUUACUGCAAGUACUGUGUUGAUUUUGUUUU